Molecule: messenger RNA, 930 nt
Organism: Cordyceps militaris CM01
Lineage: Eukaryota; Fungi; Ascomycota; Sordariomycetes; Hypocreales; Cordycipitaceae
Product: Mitochondrial substrate carrier
Exons: 8
Coding region: 1-930 (309 amino acids)
Biological process (GO): iron import into the mitochondrion
Cellular component (GO): mitochondrial membrane
Molecular function (GO): ferrous iron transmembrane transporter activity
Source: RefSeq, a predicted model, not a curated record
AUGGCCCUGCCAAAUGCCGAAGCCGAGGAAUAUGACUAUGAGUCGCUGCCACCCAACUUCUCUUUGCUUCAAAAUAUGGCAGCUGGCGCCUUUGCAGGUAUAGCUGAACACACUGUCAUGUAUCCUAUUGAUGCAGUCAAGACUCGCAUGCAAGUUCUGAACCCAAACACGACGAUUGCCUACAGCGGCGUGCUUCGCAGCACAUAUCAGAUGGCUGCGGGCGAGGGUUUUUUCAGCCUUUGGCGAGGAAUGUCUAGCGUCAUCGUCGGAGCUGGCCCGGCGCAUGCAGUGUACUUUGCUACGUACGAGGCCGUGAAACAUGCUAUGGGAGGAAAUCAAGUAGGCGUUCACCACCCGCUUGCAGCCGCCACUAGCGGUGCGGCGGCCACGAUUGCCAGCGAUGCUUUCAUGAACCCUUUUGAUGUCAUCAAGCAGCGCAUGCAGAUUCAGGACUCGAGCAAGAUGUACCGUUCCAUGGUGGACUGCGCCAAGUACAUUUACCGGAACGAGGGUUUUGGCGCCUUCUACCUAUCAUACCCCACGACGCUCUCCAUGACCGUUCCCUUCACAGCGCUGCAGUUCCUCGCAUACGAAUCGCUAUCGACCACCCUGAACCCCACCAAGACGUACGAUCCCGUUACUCACUGCUUGGCCGGUGCUAUUGCAGGUGGUUUCGCAGCCGGUCUGACCACGCCCAUGGAUGUCAUCAAGACGAUUUUGCAGACCAAGGGCACGUCCACCGAUCCCGCUGUGCAGAACAUCAAUAGCUUCGCUGGUGGCUGCCGCUUGCUAUACCAACGCGAAGGCUUCCGCGGCUUCUUCAAAGGUGUCCGACCUCGCAUCGUGACAACCAUGCCCAGCACGGCCAUUUGCUGGUCAGCCUAUGAAUUCUCCAAGGCUUACUUCAUCCGGCGCAACGACAGGCAGUAA